Messenger RNA from Carassius auratus (goldfish), 1981 nucleotides. Its product is annotated as interferon-induced protein with tetratricopeptide repeats 5. Gene Ontology annotation, cellular component: cytosol. The record is from RefSeq and is a predicted model, not a curated record. Lineage: Eukaryota; Metazoa; Chordata; Actinopteri; Cypriniformes; Cyprinidae. Gene Ontology annotation, biological process: defense response to virus. The transcript has 2 exons. Bases 1068 to 1796 code for a protein of 242 amino acids. Gene Ontology annotation, molecular function: protein binding.
GUACAUUUAAAUAUCUGCGCAGUAGUCCGAGUAGCAGUAAAGGAGGCCAUCAACAUGGCGGCCACGCCAAAUAAUGACGUCAUAACGUCCAAGCCCUAUAGUGGUGGCGACUGUCAAAAAGCACUGUCCUUCGGAUGAGACAUUAAACCAAGGUCCUCACCCUCUGUGGUCAUUAAAAAUCCUAGGAUGUUAUUCAAAAAGAGUAGAGGUGUGACCUCGGCAUCCAAAUUUGCCCAUUGACCUCUGAUCAUCAUGGCCUCCUUACCAUCCCCAUAUGUACUAAUUGACUUCAUUACUCCUCUCCACCUAGUUGUAGCAAACUCAUGAUCAUAACAAAAAUAAAUAGCUUAUUAAAAAUGUCAGACCAUGACAUUUGCCCUUUAUAUAUUAUAUUAUACAUUUAAACUGUUCAGACUGUCCAGAUAUCUAGGGAUCAGCACUGCCUUCUACUGACUUAAGUAUCAUACUACAACUGGAGCUCCAGUUAUGCCUGCAUUUGUACAUUUGUUAUAUAGAAGAAAACUUGACUGCUUACACAUUACUAUGAAAUUUGAGAGAUCUUUGAGAGAACUUUUUUUUUAGAUUUUUUUUUAAACACAAACAAUUUCUCUGUCAAUGAAACAUUAUUACUGACAUUUAUUACUGUUCAAUUUUGAUAAAAAAUCUGGGCAAAUUAAAAAUAAAAUACAAAUUGUUAUAUCAAUGCUAUGAAGCAGCUGGGAUAAUUAUCAUCAAGCCUUUUUAUUUAGAAGCACAAUAGUUUUUACUUUUACUUUUUUGCCUUUCCAUGACACCAAUUUUGGGUCUUUGAUCAGACUGUUCAUUUGGUUUCUCUGACAACGGAGAACGACAGGGACUGAGAACAGCAGAAGUUAACAGAAGACCAGGGUAAGCCCAAUUAAAAACAAUACCGCCGGAAGUCCCUGUGGUGUCUCUACCAGCCAACCUAUUAAAGUCAUGUUUUUCGAGAAACAAAAACUGAAAGUACUUCACUGGAUCUACUAAGCUUGUAACACAUUACUUUGAGUAUUAUUUCCCACAAGGUACAGUAGGCUAAAAGAAAAGAGAUGUCCGAGAUGAGUUUAAUUCAGGGUAGUUUAAAAAUGAAGCUGGAUCAGCUGGAAUGUCACUUCACUUGGGACCUUAAAAAAGAUGAUAUAGACUUGCCUAACCUGCUCAGCAGACUAAAGGAACAAGAUAAGCUGGAACUGGGGAGGGAGGAAGGGGCUGCACGAGCACAAUGCUCUUUGGGAUAUGUCAAAUUCCUCCUUGGCCAUGAAAAUGAAGCACUUAAACACUUACUAAGAUCUGAGGAACUUAUUAAAGAGAACCUUAGUGAGAAUUGUGACAAGACUCUCAUGGUCACCUAUGGAAAUUUAGCAUGGACAAACUACCAUAUGAAGAACUACACAGAGAGUGAAAGUUAUCUGAUGAAGCUUCAGAAGAUAAAUGAAACAUUUCCAACUGAGUCUUCAUCUGUUCCAGAGGUGCUUGGUGAGAAGGGAUGGGCUUAUCUUAAAUUCUCUUGCAAAUAUUAUGACAAAGCAGCAGAAGUUUUCCAGAAGGCUGUAGAACUGGAUCCGGAAAAUAGCGAGUGGAAUGCUGGUUAUGCCAUUGCUUUGUAUCGUACUGAAGCUGGUACAUCUUGCACUGUGAAUUCACCUGCAAUCAAGCAGCUUAGACAAGCAAUUGAUAUAAACCCAGAUGAUGAUGUUCUGAGAGUUCUUCUUGGGCUUAAACUAUUGUUAUGUUCCAAGAUGCUGAAGAAUGAGUCUGAGAAGUUGGUUGAGACUUGAAUGGGUCUCCAGAUCAUCCACGUGUGAUGAGAGAUGUUGGAAUAUUCUUCAGAGAUUAAAGAUCUAAGACAGUGCUAUUGAUAUGCUUAAUAAAGCAUCUGAAAUAUCACCAAAUUCAUGCUUCAGAAUCAUCCAUCAUCAAUUAGCAAUGUGCUACAAGACCAAUAAAAAAAAAAAAAAAAAAA